Molecule: messenger RNA, 536 nt
Organism: Octodon degus (degu)
Lineage: Eukaryota; Metazoa; Chordata; Mammalia; Rodentia; Octodontidae
Gene: Sh2d1b
Product: SH2 domain containing 1B
Exons: 4
Coding region: 134-523 (129 amino acids)
Source: RefSeq, a predicted model, not a curated record
CUGAUCGGGUCCCACAGAGCAACCAGAUCUCAUCCCACACCACUGGAAGAAGCCCAUCAAACCAGCUGUCUCCACUUUCUUUAUAACACCUGGAGUCCAAGCUAGUCAACAAGCUGUAACAGGGAGGGCUCUCAUGGAUCUGCCUUACUAUCACGGUGCUCUGACAAAGCAAGAGUGUGAAAUUUUGCUGCUCAAGGAAGGAGUGAAUGGCAACUUUCUGAUAAGAGACAGCGAGUCUAUACCUGGAGUCUUGUGCCUCUGCGUCUCGUUUAACAAGUGUGUCUACACAUAUAGAAUCUUCAGAGACAAACAUGGGUAUUUUGACAUACAGACUUCAGAAGGUGUUCGCAAAAUGAUCUUUCCAACCCUGGAGGAAUUGGUCUCCAAGUUUGAAAAACCAGAUCAAGGACUGGUGAUGCAUCUUUCAAAAGCAAUAAAGAGACGGAACCUCAGCCAGCGACAGAAAAGAUCCACUGAUAAUAUUUAUGAGAACAGUAGUGAUUAUGUGGAUGUCUUGCCUUGAAGAUAAGGAGACU